AUGUCUUCCACAGAAUACCCCUCCACUCCCACGUGGACACCGGGAGACUUCAAGCACCCAAACCAGGACCUGCGUCGGUCGAUGAUUAUUGCGCUGGUCUUUGCUUACACUUUGUCGACUCUCGCCGUUGCUUUGAGGAUCCUGGCGAGGAAGGUGACCGGGAGCAAGCUUUUCAUCGAUGACUAUUUGAUUAUGGCUGCUCUGUUCUUCAAAUAUGCAUGCUCCAGUGGAGUUGUUGUUCUUCUGUUCAACGGAAUGGGGUCCCACAUCACCAUGAUCCCAGCCAAGAAUCGUCGGGUCUACUUUCAAGUCGGAUUCGCCAACCCCUUUAUCUACACCGCCUGCAUCGCCCUGAUUAAAUUCUCUAUUCUGGCGCUGUACAAGCGACUCUUUGCAGUCCGACACAUGACAAUUGCCGUGAACGUCAUGUUUGGGUUUGUCAGUCUCUGGGUUGUGGGCGUUUACGUUUCUGGUGCUCUUCUCUGUAUUCCUACCAAGAAGUUCUGGGACCAGUCCGUUGAAGGAGCCUGUCUUGACCCAGCCAAAUUCUACUAUGGCAUACAAAUACCCAACAUCCUCUCCGAUGUCAUCCUCUUGAUCAUGCCCAUGAAAGUAGUGUGGAUUUUGCCGAUUUCAAAGUCGCAGAAAGCUCUUCUUUCUGGAAUCUUCCUCGUCGGCGGGUUAACUUUGGUCUUCAGUUGUUUCCGCCUCAGUGCCAUGAUUCGACUCGUUGAUCUAGGCCCUGAUAUUACCUACAACCAAGUGCCCGUCAUCGUGUGGACAUGUAUCGAAGCAGCAGUUGGAAUCACAGCUGCUUGUCUCCCUAAUCUCCGCCCUCUUUUCAAGUUGGGUCGUCACAAUUUCUGGUCUCAAGUUCGUUCCGCCAACAACAUAUCCGAAAGGACUCUUAUUGGCUCGAGCAAUACGGGAGAUGCUAUCGCUUCCAAUCAUACGAAAAGCAAUUCUUUUGCCGUUCGGCCAACUACUGAGGUGCCUCCGUAUGAGGAAUUCAAGGACGAGGAGGCAGUGGGGAGAGUUUAG
Molecule: messenger RNA, 1041 nt
Organism: Penicillium digitatum Pd1
Lineage: Eukaryota; Fungi; Ascomycota; Eurotiomycetes; Eurotiales; Aspergillaceae
Product: putative Integral membrane protein Pth11-like
Source: RefSeq, a predicted model, not a curated record